Messenger RNA from Anisakis simplex (herring worm), 378 nucleotides. The record is from the annotation of a GenBank genome assembly. Lineage: Eukaryota; Metazoa; Nematoda; Chromadorea; Rhabditida; Anisakidae.
AUGAUGAUGCUUGUCCGUGAGGCGAAAGUUCUGAUCGCUAUCGCUACAGUAUGCAGUUGUUCAGCAAUGCUUGUGUGCUUAACUGUGGUGACAAUGCUGUACGGUGAGAUCGACGUAAUGCAAGCAGAAGUAUUCGAUAAUGUGCAAAUAUUCCGAGUGGACACCGAUGCGGCAUGGAGUGAAAUUAUGCAACUGAGAAUAUUCGCGAUUCCACCGUCAAAAGCUCGCGAGAAUCCCUUCAAAAGUAUAUUCAGAAGGCGAAAGCGACAAGAUUUCUCGAGUCUUCCAGAUUUUUGUCAUUGUGAGCCACUGAAAGUCACCUGCCCACCGGGACCACCAGGACCAGCCGGCGAUCCUGGACCAGAUGGACGUAAGUGA